Messenger RNA from Meloidogyne enterolobii, 753 nucleotides. The record is from the annotation of a GenBank genome assembly. NCBI's taxonomy places the organism in Eukaryota, Metazoa, Nematoda, Chromadorea, Rhabditida, Meloidogynidae.
AUGUUGGCACGUUCUUGGUUUAGAUAUGCAUUCUUUAUUCCCCCACCAAUUUUCCUUGUUCAUCGAUAUUUUUCUGAAAUUUUUCAAUUUUGGAUGCAUACAAGUGUUUGUCUUUUUCUAACAAUAUUUUUAAAAAUAAUUCUUUUUCAGUUACUUGGUUCUCUCGGUCCUUUAGGUUAUAUAUUAAAUACACCUUCACAUCAUAGAGUUCAUCAUGGACGUAAUCCUUAUUGUAUUGAUAGAAAUUAUGGAGGCGUUUUAAUUAUUUGGGAUAGAAUAUUUGGGACUUUUGAAGAAGAACGUUUAGAAGAUCCCCCAAUUUAUGGAUUAAUUAAAAACGAAAAUAAUUUUAAUCAAUUAUGGCUACAAUUCCAUACUUUGGGGGAAUUACUUUUUUGUAAAUGGAGGGAAAAAGAUGAGGAAAAUAAAAAUUUAGAAAUAUUUCCAAAAUUUGUUGAUAAAUUAAAGGCUUUAUAUUUUCCUCCUGGUUGGUAUCCAGGCGUUAAGGUUAAAUUAUUUUUCCAUUGGGCAACUUUAUGUAAUUCUUCAUAUAAUGUCCCAGAACCAGAAAAACCUCCAAUUAUUUAUAAUCCAACAAUUUCUCGUUGGCUAAAAGCUUAUAUUUUGGGACAUUUUUUGUUACUUCUUUGCAUAUUUUUACAUUUUGAAUAUGACAGACUGGAAAUUGGAUGGAUUGAUUUUAUAUUGAAAAUUUUAUUUUUUAUCUGUACAAGUAUGUUUUGGAAAUUAUAA